This is a messenger RNA of Aureococcus anophagefferens, 396 nucleotides long. RefSeq lists its product as hypothetical. The transcript has a single exon. The annotation marks the transcript as partial. Gene Ontology annotation, cellular component: endomembrane system; membrane. The record is from RefSeq and is a predicted model, not a curated record. NCBI's taxonomy places the organism in Eukaryota, Pelagophyceae, Pelagomonadales, Pelagomonadaceae.
GACGCCGAGGCGUCGCGCCACCUCUACCUCGCGACCUACCCGCUCCUCUUCGGCGUCGCGUGGUACUCGCUCGUCCACGACAAGCACAAGGCGUACUACUCGUGGGCCGUGUCGUCGCUCGCGGACCUGGUGUACUACUUCGGGUUCGUCAUGAUGACGCCCCAGCUCUACAUCAACUACAAGCUCCAGUCCGUCGCGCACCUGCCCGUCAAGUCCUUCGCGUACAAGAUCUUCAACACGUUCAUCGACGACGCGUUCGCGUUCGUCGUCGACAUGCCGCUGAAGCACCGGCUCAUGACGCUCCGCGACGACGUCGUGUUCCUCAUCUUCCUCUACCAGUGGUACACGUACCGCGUCGACAAGACGCGGGCCAACGAGUUCGGCCGCGCGUACGAG